Messenger RNA from Dermochelys coriacea (leatherback sea turtle), 3186 nucleotides. RefSeq names its product DNA fragmentation factor subunit alpha (gene DFFA). The transcript has 6 exons. The coding region runs from base 149 to 1117 and encodes 322 amino acids. Gene Ontology annotation, biological process: regulation of apoptotic process; apoptotic process. The record is from RefSeq and is a predicted model, not a curated record. NCBI's taxonomy places the organism in Eukaryota, Metazoa, Chordata, Testudines, Dermochelyidae.
GCGUGCACCGGGGUUGGGUCUCUGGAAGAGCCGCGCUCUGGGAGCGGGACUCUAAGGUCCGGCAUGCACCGGGCUGGGGCUUGUCUUUGGGCUGAGGUAGGUGGCUUAGCUGCCCGUUGCUCCUCAGCCCCGGGGCUAGGAGGAGGCGAUGGCGGGAGAGACUCCCGGAAGCGGGGAGGGAGUCUCUCCGCGGAGGCAGUGUCUGAUCCAGCGGAAGAGCCAGCGGGAGCACCACGGGGUGGCGGCCUCCUGCCUGCGGGAGCUGCGGAGCAAGGCCUGUGACAUUCUGGCCAUUGACAAAGCCUGGGAGCCCAUCACCUUAGUUCUGGCAGAGGAUGGCACCAUUGUGGAUGAUGAAGAUUACUUCCUGUGUUUACCGCCCAACACCAAGUUUGUGGCACUGGCCAGGAAUGAAAAGUGGACCAGCAGCUGCACAGAUGGGGACACAGCCUGGCCCUCAAGGGAGUCCAUAGAUGAAGUGGAUAGUGGUGAAGAGAAGUGGAAGCAUCUGGCAAGACAGCUAAAGGAUGACCUGUCCAGCAUCAUUUUGAUGUCUGAGGAAGACCUCCAGGUUCUCAUUGAUGUACCAUGUUCAGACUUGGCCCAGGAGCUUUCCCAGAAUCAACCAAAAACCCAGAUGUUACAGGAUACCCUGCAGCAGGCGCUGGACAGACGAGAGGAAGAACGCCAAUCCAAACAGCUUCUGGAACUCUACAUGAAGGCCUUAAAGAAUGAAGGCAGCAUCUUAACCAAGGCAUCAGAACCUGACGCUGCACCCAGGGAGGAGAUGAAUGUAGUCAACACUGAUAGCAGUGCAGGUGCCUCCGCCAAAAGAUCACUCAGUGGCGAGAUCCUUGCUGCACUGAAAGAAAAACCUGCCCCAGAACUCAGCUUAGACAGUCAGGAUCUAGAGCUGGUUUUCAAGGGAGACACAGAAGCCUUGGCUCUGGCACUGAGCUGGGAUAAGCAGAAGACUGAAGCUCUCCAACAGGCCUGUGAUCAGGAGCUCUCCAGGCGCUUACAGCAAGUGCAGGCUCUACACUCCCUGAGGAGUAUAUCAAAGGGCAAGAAAAAGCUGCCCUGGGGAGACUGGUUGAGUUCAAAACGCAAGAAGUAAGAGACUUUGCAGCACUGCUGCUGACAAUGCUUUAAAUGUCAAGGAAACAUAGGUCUCUUGUGUAUUAGAGCCAACACAAGCAAAUGGCAUGUUAAAUUUCCCAAGUUCCAUAGUUUUCUGGUCAUCCUAUGUCCUGCCUCUAGGGAACUAAAAACUGGGCUUGUCUCUGCCUCUGUUGUUAACAGACAGGUUUAAUCCCUCUAGUGAGAGUCUAGGAUCUCAUGUAACUAAAGGCUUUAUUUUUUUCAGAGUAGUGGUACUUGUCAAAUUUUCUGUAAACACAACCAGUGUCCUGCUAAAUGCUGCAUUAGAGAGUUAUGUUUUGAAUGCAGGACUGGGAGCCAGGUGCACUUGAGUUCUUAUCCUGACUAACUGUCUGAGGCCUCAGGCAUCUCACUUGUCUCUUCCCUCCCGUCUUUCAGAUGCGGGGAGUUACUUACUCAGUGGGGUAUUGUGAGGCUAAGCCUUGGUGUACUCUUUAAGUUUUACUAGCAUACCUAUGUCAGGUAGGAGGAGGGAAAAUCACACCCCUAACCAACAUAGUUGUGCAAUCAAAGGGCUAGUAUAGGUGUAUUUCUACUAGCAAAAGAAUUAUUUUACAGGUAUAGUUUACUCCAUUCAGGGAACUGGUUUAAGCAAGAGAACUUUUGCUAGUAUAAGCUGCGUCUCCACUUGGGGUAUCUGUGGGUUUCCUCUACCUAUAUACUGGCAACUCCUUUCAAGAAUAGACAAGGCCCAAGUUAGAGGGCACUUUAAACACUGCUGAGUAAGCAGGAGGGUUUUCAUACCAAAUUCUGAGGCUGCACAAGAGAGUGCAGACCAAGCACGUUCUCUUCAGAUUAUGUUCUAAACAGAGUGCAAUAGUGAGAAAUGCAGUGUUCUCAGUGCCUGUUCCUGGUGAGGUUUAUUACAAUUUGUUGUAGUCAGACUGCCAGUGUGCAGACUUUUUCCAGCUACCGCUUUAUCUGGCAUUGACUGAGAACCAGUCUGGGAUCCAGGGACUUGAGGUUCAAAUCCUGGUUCUGAUCAUCUCUUGCUAUGUAACCGAUCAAAUCAUAUUUUAACCUUUGUGCCAUUAUUUCCACAUGCUACUAACUCGCCCUGCGGGAGGAGAGUGAGAACUGAUAUUUGUCAAGCAUGCCGAAAAUUAAAAUGCUUGGUUUUUAAAGGGCUUCAGGGAGCAAACUUCAUUUUUGGCCUGUCUAUGUUCCUAUACAACAUAAUGACACUGUUCUUAUUGACUGGCCUAUUUGUUUUUUAAAUAAUUUGAAACACUUUUUUAAUGGAGAAUUUUAAUAUUAAAAGCUUAUUAGACUAUUAAGCUGUUUAUUGUGAUGCUCUCACACACUGCCAGGCUUGCUAUAUAUCUUCAAGAACAUGACUGUCUAAUUAUUGGAAACACCCUGAUAUCACCCAAGCACCAAGGGGGCUUGUUGUCUCAGAAUUUUUGCUUCUAAUUGUAGAGUUUGUGGCAAUUAGCCUUCCCAAAGGUGCCAUUUGGCCUUGACCCACAUUAAUGUUGGUAACUGUGCAUUAGCACAUACAUUCUCUAUUGAUAGUUCUGUCCUAGGAGAGUAAAAGAUAAAAAUGCUGAAGCAUUUAAAAGAGGUGGUGAAUAUUUAAUAUACACAAUUAUUCAGUAUUUCCAACAUUGCAAAACCCAUUAAUCUAACAUUAGGUUAAGCAGUGGAGUAGAUAAAUUACUUAAUGUAUAGCAAAGCUGAACGUUCAGAAAUGCCCCUUGUGUACAGAUGUUGCAAUCUAGCUUUUAAUGAAUGUGCCAUAACUACAAUGGUUACUGUAGUUAUAAUGAACAUAAGCCUGAACCAGUUCUAGUGUGUGACGUAACUUAAGCAAAAAUCUGCUGUCUUUUGGAAAACUAAGUUUAACUUUUAUUUCUUAUAAAACCAUGCUGAAUCUUAAUUAGGAAUAGGUGUGAGUUAUGGAUGUCAUUUGUGUCUUUCUAAUUGAAAGGUAUUACCUAGACUUAAACAUGGGAUCCUGAUUGCCAAGAACCUACUGAAGUGCUGCCUUGUCUCUAUGAAAUGAAAGCUCACUCUUGGCCUGAA